Paramecium primaurelia is the source of this 1378-nucleotide messenger RNA. The record is from the annotation of a GenBank genome assembly. NCBI's taxonomy places the organism in Eukaryota, Ciliophora, Oligohymenophorea, Peniculida, Parameciidae.
AUGAUUAUAUCAUUAGAAACUGUGAUUCAAAUAUCAGAAAAUGCUAAAAGUUGGUCGGAAGUUUAAAUGAGUUCUCCCAACAAUACUUAUAUACUAAAUAUAACGAAUACAGUAACCUAUCCCUAUUAUGCCAUAAAUGUUGAACUGCACAAGCAAGAUGACACAUUUUCAUUGCACUAUGGAAUUGGUAAACCUCCUGAAUUUAGUUUAAAUUUAUCUGAAAUUACAGAAGUGUAAGGAUUUGAUAUAUAUGGGUAUUGCAACUAUAUGAAUAUUUUAUAGGUAUCUAGAAAAUAGAUUUACACACUUCAUCUUAUUGUCAAGCUAAGAUUUCCAAAAGGGAUAAGUUUAUAUAUCUACUUCUUCAGAAUGGACUUAAAAUUACAAUAUUACAGUUACUGCCACUUACGAUAAACUAUGUCCAAACAACUGCAACAACCAAGGCAGUUGCUAAGUAUUCAAUAAAUUCACUAUUUAGGAUGGAAAAUGUUUAUGCAACAAAUAUUAUAUAGGAAAUGAUUGUCAUUAACAAGCAACUUAUAUAGAAUAAAAUAAAGAGAUAUUUCUUAACUUAGAGAACACUGUUAAAUAUGCUUAUGUCGAUUUAGAAGAAAGUGUAAACCAAACCAUGAGUUUAAUAGUUAAAGUAUUUGGAAUAAUGUAAUUUAGACUAACAGUUCUGAAGGAGUUGAUUUGUAUAUAAUGAAAACUAGAGUUCUUUACAUACCUGCAUUAGAAGAUCUGAAUAGAAAAUAUUAUGAUCUACUAGUGGAAGGCAAUGAAGUUUCAUAUUUGUAUCCUAUAGAAUUUGGAUUAAAAGACAGAAAUGAUAUUAGUACUCAAAUACAAAAAAGAAUUAGAUUUAUAUUCAAAUAGAAGUCUCUUGUAGAAUAAAAUAUUUAACUUUCAUUGGAUCUAAUUAAUCAAAGAACUUAAAAUACAAUAUCAACUACUACAGUAAUAAUAAUAGUUGCCUCAAUAGCUGGUAUAAUAAUGAUUUUAAGUUUAUCAUUUGCAAUUGGCAAAUAUUUCAGAAAUAAGAAAAUUAAAGAAACCUUAGCUGCUUUAGCAAUGAUAAGAUAGAUGCAGCAUGAAAAAAAAUAUAGUGCUAAAAGUUUCGAUGAUGAAAUCUUAGAAUAAUUACCUUAGAUUGAAAAUGAUCAUAUCAAAAAUACAGAUGUAUGUCCUAUUUGCCUCGAUCUUUACAUUAAUAAACCAGAUCUCAGAUCUACUAAAUGCAAGUAUUAUAUUAAAUUAUCUUAGACAUUUAUUCCAUAGAGAAUGUAUACUCUCUUGGAUAUAUAUAAAUAAGAAUUGCCCAACCUGCAGAUGUGAUCUAAAAAUACAUAUGAAUCAACACAGAAACUAAUAGCAGUGA